ACCCCCUAUUUAUAAAUAACACAUUAUAUAAUAUAGAUCCAGUGGGGUCCAAAAGUCUGAAACAUGUCAGCCGAAAGGUGUGCACCCCCUACCUAACAUGUCAACACAUCAUGGAUUAUAUGGUUCUGCACAAACCUCUUCUUAAACAAGUGCAUGCUGUCAUUAAAGCAAAAAGGGGAAAUAUCAGAUGCUAAGCAAUUCUUAAUAUUUUAAUUUGAAAGAAAUGUUUCAAUUCAACUUUUAACACAAAUUGCUGUGCUUAUUAUAUAAUUUGUACUUAAAAUCUUAAAUAAAUUGGAAGGAUGUAAAAUGAAAGCAUUUUCACUAGUGGUCUCAGACUGAAACGGCAAGGCUUGUGGUGUGAUCCCAGUCAGCAGUGGUGAGUGACUACUGACAGUGGUCCGAGGAGGGGCAAACCAUAAACCGGCGACAGGCUGUUAGGCACCCAAGGCUCAUCGAUGCUCGAGGGCAACAAAGGCUACCCCGUCUGGUCCAAACCGACAGAAGGUCUACUGUGGCACAAGUCACAGAAAAUGUUAAUGAUGGUUACUGGAGGAAUGUGUCAGAACACACAGUGCAUUGCACCCUGCUAUAUAUGGGGCUGCGUAGGUGCAGACCGGUCAGAGUGCCCAUGAUGACCCCUGUCCACCACCGAAAGCUCCUACAAUGGGCACAUAAGCGUCAGAACUAGACCUUGGAGCAGUGGAAGAAGGUUGCCUGGUCCGAUGAGUCCCGUUUUCUUUUACAUAACAUUAGUCAUUAAUCAUAAAGUUCAUAAAAAAUCUUCUUUUUUUUUAAGCACUGGACCUUAACGCUUACUUAAUUUACAAAUUUUAAACCAUGACUUGCACUGCACACAAAUAACUAAUAUUGGCAUUAUAUUCAUGUUGUUUAUCCAGAGGGGAACUGGUUUCUCCCAAGGUUAUUUUUCCCCAUCUUAUGGAGUUUUGUGUUUCUUGCCACAGUCGCCUUCAGCUUGCUCACAGGUGUUCUAAAUACAAUUAUUAUUUAAUUAUUUAAUUUUUAUACACAAUUUACAAUCAUAUUUAAUCAAACUACACAAUGAUCACUCUAAGACUUUAUAGAUAUAGUAUAUAGUAUAUAGAUAUAUAUAGUUUUAUUUUCUGUUAAAUCAUUAUUUCCUGUAAAGCUGCUUUGAAACGAUGUGUGUUGUGAAAAGCGCUAUACAAAUAAAAAUGACUUGACGUCCGUGUACGUGUGCGUACGUGUGCGCCGUUUAUCUGUGGAAGUGAUAGCACCAGGAUGCAAUGUGGAAGAUGACAAGCCGGUGGAGGGAGUGUGAUGCUCUGGGCAAUGUUCUGCUGGGAAACCCUGGGUCUGGCCAUUCAUGUGGACGUCAAUUAGACCCGUGCCACCUACCUAAACAUUGUUGCAGACCAGGUACACCCCUUCAUGGCAAUGGUAUUCCCUGAUGGCAGUGGCCUCUUUCAGCAGGAUAAUUCGCCCCACCACACUGCACACAUUGAUCAGGAAUGGUUUGAGGAACAUGAUGAAGAGUUCAAGGUGUUGCCCUGGCCUCCAAAUUCCCCAGAUCUCAAUCCGAUUGAGCAUAUGUGGGAUGUGCUGGACCAACAAGUCCAAUCCAUGGAGGCCCCACCUCACAAAUUACAGGACCUGAAGGAUCUGCUGCUAAUGUCUUGGUGCCAGAUACCACAGGACACAUUCAGGGGUCUUGUAGAGUCCAUGCCUCGUCGGGUCGGCACUGUUUUGGCGGCACACGGAGGACCAAUAGCAUAUUACACAGGUGGUCAUAAUGUUUUGGCUCAUCAGUGUAUACAGACUCGAGGGCCUUUCUAUGCUUUUUCUAAUGUUUACAUCAGUGAAAAUAACUUUGAGUUUUGUUCUUUUGUUGAUAAGAUUGUUGUUGUAAGCCUGGUCAUCUUGGAUGCCAUUUUCGUCCUGUGUGAACUUCUUAUUGACUUGUCUAUCAUUGAAGCAGAUCAUCACAGAAUUGCCCCGCAGGUAUUCCACUAUCUCAGCCUCGCCCUUCUCACAUUCUUCAUGGUGGAGCUGUCUGGAAAAAUCUAUGCCUACCGCCUGGAGUUCUUCCGGCAUAAGUUUGAGGUGUUUGAUGGGAUUGUGGUGGUGGUGUCCUUCAUUCUGGAUAUUGUUUAUAUCUCAAAGGAAGAUGCAUUUGAUGCCAUGGGGCUGCUGAUCUUGCUCAGGCUGUGGAGAGUGGCCAGAAUUAUAAAUGGUAUCAUAGUGUCGGUGAAAAAUCGUGCCCAUCACAAAGUUCAGAAGGUGAAGGAGAUCAAUGAAAAGCUUUUUCAUGAAGUCAAUGGACUUAAAGAGCGAAACACCAAAAUUGACCAAGAAAACGCCAGACUUCAGGCACUUUUAAAACAGCACAGCAUUGAUUACUGACUUCAGGGGUCAAGCAGAACGCUCAUUAAAUCACAUUUGUUGCCAAUUUGAGACUGUGCUUAAGACGAAUCAAGUCUAUUAAUUCCAUAUGAAAUGUAAGGAAAUGCAUGUUUUGAAAAGUGCAUUGGGUAUAAGUUGUCACUCAAAAGCUGAACUGAUCUAGGUUUGCCUUCCACUUCUAGGUCUUUAAUUGCACUCAUAAGGGUAGAUGGAUAUUUAGGCCAGUAACUCAUGUUGAUUUAUGUACAGCUAAGAGGUCAAAGAUAAUAUGCAAAGGGAAAUCUAUAAACAGUAUAUGUACUAUAAUUUUAAUCUUAUUUUAGGAUAUAACAUGAUAAAUAUUUAUUCUAAAUCAUUGUGAUCAGACAUCUUCAUCAGUAUUACUGUUUUAUAUGAACUGCAACUUUCUCUUAACAAUUUCCUAUUCUGAAUGUGAAUAUGUGAACAAAUAAAAGCUAAGUAUUAAACACCA
This is a messenger RNA of Myxocyprinus asiaticus (Chinese sucker), 2857 nucleotides long. RefSeq names its product voltage-gated hydrogen channel 1-like. Gene Ontology annotation, molecular function: voltage-gated proton channel activity; nucleic acid binding. Gene Ontology annotation, biological process: proton transmembrane transport. Lineage: Eukaryota; Metazoa; Chordata; Actinopteri; Cypriniformes; Catostomidae. The record is from RefSeq and is a predicted model, not a curated record. Gene Ontology annotation, cellular component: plasma membrane. The coding region runs from base 1414 to 2385 and encodes 323 amino acids. The transcript has 4 exons.